Messenger RNA from Parasteatoda tepidariorum (common house spider), 4233 nucleotides. RefSeq names its product peroxisomal biogenesis factor 13 (gene Pex13). Lineage: Eukaryota; Metazoa; Arthropoda; Arachnida; Araneae; Theridiidae. Gene Ontology annotation, molecular function: protein binding. Gene Ontology annotation, cellular component: peroxisome; peroxisomal importomer complex; peroxisomal membrane. Gene Ontology annotation, biological process: protein import into peroxisome matrix, docking. The record is from RefSeq and is a predicted model, not a curated record.
UAUUAAAAACAUUUUAAAUAUUUUAUCCUCUCAUCUCUUCUGUUCUGCUAAUUUCUUGUAUUUUCUUUCCUUGUCAGAUUAGAUGUAAAUUGAAAGUCUUAAAGUUUUCCUCCUUUUAAUUAGCUUUAAUAUUAGCUAUUGUUAGUUUUUAUUCACAGGAAUGAAAUAAUAAAUGUGCUGCAUUAGAAAAUAAAAUGAAUUCAAAGUUUGGUCGUUCUCAAAGAGAGACAACUAAUGUCGCAACCAACAAUCAACUUCGAAGAUCAGCUGGCGUAGAUCCUCUGCAAGGGAUUGGAUGUCUCUCUAACUUACACCCUGAGCUCAGAAAUCAGGGUCCACCUUUAUCAACAGCAUAUUUGCAGCAAGCUGGUAGGAUGAAUGGUGGAACAUUCAAUUCAGCACCUCCUCCUCUCCCACCUCGCCAUGAUAAUACAUCUAUGAAUAGGUACAGCAGAUAUUCUGGGUACCCUGGUAUAAAUAGGUAUUCCGGAAUGAACAGUUAUUACAGUCCACUCGGUCCAAGCAGAUACUCUUCUGGCCUUUAUUCCGGCAGUAUGUAUUCUCCUUAUUCCAAUUACCGAAUGCCGUAUGGGCAUUUCGGUGGCCCAAAUGAUGAAUAUAACAGUUUCUUGCAAAUGGCCGAGGAAAGUACGAGACCGGCAUUCGAGUCUAUUGAAUCUGUGGUGCAUAUUGUGAAUUCUAUUAGUAUGAUGCUUGAGUCAACUUAUGGAGCAGUUCAUAGUUCCUACAGUGCAAUUCUUGGCGUAGUUGAUCAGUUUUCAAGACUCAAAGAUCAUUUUACACAAGUGUUUUCUAUUUUAGCCAUGUUGAAGGGAUUGCAUUAUCUUUGUUUGAAAGUCCUUUAUCUUUUAGGAUUGAGAAAAGGUAAUCCAGCAGUGGAAGAGGCUUGGCAAACAGCACACAAAGCAGCCAUGACAGGAAAUUAUCCUCCAAAUUCCAAGGGUUCUAUUUGGCCUUUUUUCAUGUUUUUGUCUCUUGUUGUUGGAGCUCCAUGGCUUAUGUUUAAGCUACUGUCUAAAAAUGCUGUUAAAAAAGCUUUUGACCCCAAAAUGUGGGUUAAUGCAGAAGGGAAAAGAUCUUUAUCAUAUGCUGCAUAUGAUUUUGUAGCUACUCAGCCAGGAGAACUGUCUUUUAAAGCUGGUGAAAAGUUAAUAUUAUUCCCUCCAGAUCUUGAAGAAAUGCGAACCGUGAGAAAAAACUGGAUAUUGGCUUGUAAUGAGAAAAAUGAAACCGGUUCAAUACCAGUGAAUUAUUUGAGUUCUGUUCCUAGAGCAAUACCUAAUAAUCUCCCUUCAAGACAACGAACUUUCAUUUCUCAACAAGAAACACCACCUUUCUUUAAUUCAGACUUAACCAAUGAGGAGUCUAAUAUGAGUGUUAUACAGCCAGAUACAAGUAUUGAUGCUUCUAAAUAUAAUAGUGACGAAUCACAAAAUGAUGAUUCUUCUAGCUCAGGCAUCAGUUCAAGUUUAACACCUGUGCAUUCUGAUCUUGCUCAGUCUCAAAGUUCUAAAAGCUCUUUAAAUGAUUUAUCAGGCAAAUCUAUUUUAGAUCCUCCUUCAAGCUCUUUCAAUGAUACAAAUAUAACAGGUUUAUCUACUGUAGAUUCCUUAAAAGAACAACAAACUUCUGCUGUAAAAGAUUAAGUUAAAAGAAUUUUAAUGUUUUUCUUUUUGAUUGCUGCAUGUAAAUAAGUUAUUUAUAAUUGCAGUUUCAAUCAUUUUAAAAAAUAUAUAGUUCAAGUGUUUAGUAUCAAAGAUUGAAAUUCCUUUUUUUUUAUUAUUAUCUUAAAAUAAAAGGAAUUUUUUGGUUUGUUUGUAUCUAUCUUCUAAAUGAAUGCUGGUGGUAUGUUUAUUUAAUUAACUUUUUUUAAUUUUCAUUCUUAAUACAAUUUAACUCUUUGCAAUAAUAAUAUUUUAUUUAAUAUUUAAAAAAAGUAAGUAUGUUAGUUUUAAAAGUUCAAAAAUUAUAAUUUUAAUUUUUUGAAAUUUAUAGUUUUGUUAUAGUUUUACUUUAAUUCCAAUUCAAUAAUUACGAGGUUAUUAGCAAUUAAAUUAAAAUUUUAAUAUCAUUUUAUGAUCUAUUACUAAAUGUUUAGUGUAGUCAGCUCUCGUCAUAUUGAUAAAGUUAAGAGUAUCUUUAGUAGAAAUUUUAAUAUGUGUAUAUAAAAAUAAUUUAUGAUUUAUAGUUAACAAGCAUUGAAGUAUGAGGAAUAUAUUUAUAUUAGUUUUCAGUUGUUACUGUUAUUUUUUUAAAUUUGAAUGUUAAAUUUGUUUAAAAUUAUUUUAUUGUGAUAGAUUGUAAAGUUGAUUAAAAAAUUAUUAUCAACUAUUGUCGAUAAUUAUGUAGUGAUUUAGAACUAUCAAAUUUAAAUGGAAAUUAGUCAGAAGUUUCUGAUUUUGAUUUAUUAGACAAGCCCAAACAUGUUUGCCCAAUUUAAAUUGAACCACAAAAAAGGUAAAAAUUAUAUAUUUGUAAUAUUUCAUAAAUGUUCCUUUCAUAAUUUUUGUGCAUUCAGUUACACAAACGUUAUUCAAUGGAAUAUAAUUUAAAUUGCAAACUCAGUUUCAAAUGCAGGCAUGAAAAUCGAGUUAGCAAUAAAGUAAAAUAUUGAACUAGAUUUUGUCAUAUUACAGUGCCAUACUUUUUUGGAUCAAAACUUAUACCUGAUAUUCAUUAAAAUUAUUUACAAAUAGUUUUACUUUUAUAAAAAAAUGUGUUACAUAAUAAUUGUAUUCAUAUCAGCGUCUAUUGUUUUAAAUUAAUUAUGGAAGUUAGUUUUUAAUUAUUAUUUUAAAAACAUGAAAAGUAUAUUCUUAAAAAAACAUACUAUACUAAAACAGUAUACUUUUAUUUCCUAUUUUAUCUCUUUUUGAGGUAAAUAGGGUUGAUAGUUAAAUGAUCACUAAAAAGAAUUAGGUAAACCAUAAAAAAUGAACUUCUUAAAGAGAUGCUUCAAUUGAAUUAUUACUUUUGUUAAUUGCAGUUAUUUGGUUACCAAAACUGCUACUCUGUAUAGUUCUUUUGCCAAAAAUUGUUCCUCAUUAACACUAACAAAAAUUGAACACAACAAUUCUUGUCAUUAACAAAAGUUGAACAUUACCACAGGCGGUGUUAUACAACAUUUUUUUCAGUCAGUAAUUCUAUCAUUUUUUAAGGAGUGAAAUUUAAGAUAGAUGAAUGAAUUUCAAAACAUUUGUAAAUGACUGUCAUUUUACCACAAAGAUUAUCUUAAAACAAAACCUUUUAGCUGUAAUUACUCGCAAUGUUUGAGCAAUUAGUUUCCUGAAUUAAUGAAUGAGUCUUACUGAUACAAUGGUUGAUUUUCGAAAGGGUUAUCUUUCUUCAUCAGCAGGAAAAAAAUGUAACAAAUAUUUUAGGAAUAAUAUUUUUACUCUUGGUAAACUUUUUGAAGUGUGAAAAUCAAAUCAAAUACACGUCUAUGUGCAUAUUAUUAGCGAAAUCUGACUACUAAUAUAUAUUAUUUUAUUUCAACGUUUAUAGGAUAAUCAUGUAUAUUAUUUAACAUCAAAUUGUAAUGUUAUUGUGAACAAACUGAAUUCUCCAUUAAUGCAUGCACACUUUUUAAGCUAUAAGAUUAUAAAGGUUGUAUAAUUCUGCCUCUUAGUAACACUAAGUAUUGAGAUAUAUAAAUAUAAAAAUCAGAUUGUUAGUAAUUCCUUUUUCUAUUAAUGGUUUAUCUAUUCAGUAGCAAACGUUACGAAUAAGUUACUGAUGAGUAAAAAAUAUCUCUGAAAACAUAUAAUUCCUGAACUUUUUUUUUUUAAAGAAUAUUCUUUGGAAAUGUUUGUUUGCUUGCUAGGAAAAUAUGUUUGGGGAAUCAUUUUUGAAAUUGUUCUAGUAUUAUUUUCAUACAUGAUAGAAUAGAUGUAUUUCAAUAGUGUUUGUUGAAAAGUGACAAAAUAAUACCACUUUAGGGGAUUUUUGAGACAUUUUUGUGCUAAAUUUUUUUUAACAUUUGUCAUUAAUCUGAAAUAUAAUUUUGAUUUUUGCACUGCAGGGUUAAAUGUUCGAAUUUGUAUUAUAUGACUGGAAUUUUCUUUUAUGUUACUGAGUUACCAGUGACUUUUUUUUAUACUCAUGUGUAAUAUCUUGUAAUUAUUGUAAAUGAAACUUUUGUAUGCCUCAAUUGAACCCAUUUAAUAUAUUUAUGUGUUCUGUAUAUCUAAUAAAAUUUUUUUUUGUAAUAAA